ACAGCCUGAAACACAGGAUGUAGGUCUGCCUGCCCUCUGUGUUUCUCCGCCCCCCAUGUCACCUCAGCUGGGGUGGAGUGGGCGCUGUGACAGGAAGAGUGUGUGUGGGGGCUGGGCGAGCCGGGUGCAGCAGGGCGAGCCUGGGACCUGGAUGGCUCAGGGAUGGGCUCUCCUGGCUGGACAUUCAUCCUGCUGCAGCUCUGGGGCCUGCAGGGAGCUGUGAGCCUGAGUGUACAGCAGUGGCCCCCGUGCGUGAAUGUGACACAAGGCGGUGAGAUGUCGCUGUUCUGCGGGGUGAAGCAGAGUCAGUCCUGGGAGAGGCUGCGUGUGGAGUGGGCCCGGAACAACGUCGUUUUUUGCCACCUGCUCAUCUCCAAUGGCAGCCUCAACCCUGAAGACUGCGAGUUUCGGGGACAGCUGUCCUGGUGGCCACCCGCAAACUUCAGCCUGCGGCUGGACCACGUGAGCCUUAAUGACAGCGGGGACUACGUGUGCCGGGCCACCCUGGAGAUUCCCAAGUUGCAGAAGGCCAAGGGCAACGGGACCAAGGUCAAGGUAAAAGAAGGUGGCCUCCAGCUGAAGGAGACCUCCCACCCUUCAGGGCUCCUGUUGGCGCUUCUGGUGGCUGGGGGUGUGGUGGCAGCCUUGGUGGUGCUGGGUGCUGUGUUGUGGGGUCUCAGCAGGUGUCGUCGGGAGGACUCGGGGGAGAGCGCCUGCCCAGAAAAUUCUUUCUACAGCAAUGUCCUCUACCGGCCCCGGGAGAGUCCACGCAGGCUUCAGGACCUGCCUAAGGAGAAGGACACAGCCAGGGAGCAGAGAGCCCAGGCAUCUAUCUCCCCACCUUCCCCAAGCCUGCCCCGCGCCAGCAGCUUCCUGUCAACAAACCCAGCCCCAGGCCCAGGCCCAGCCACACCAUCUCUGCCCACUGUGAGUCUCUCGCGAGCCCCAGGAGGUAGGGACAGGCCACAUGCCAAGAGGGAUCCUGGAAGUCGAAAGAGGCUUUGGAGACCCCUAAGAACCCAAAAUGGACCUGGACAAGAGCUAUGUGAGGGCGUCGCUGUUUCUAUAAGGAGAGGGGGCGUCCGACAGCUCCAGGCUGAGAUCAAUGACAUGACCCAGGGACUGUUAAUAAAGGCUCCUUUAGAUACUGUGUAUGGAGCCCAGGACCUCAACAAUUCUACUUGUGAUUUACUGCUGAACCACACCCCAUCCUUACUGGGGAUUCUAGGAGGGGCUCCACCCUGA
Peromyscus leucopus (white-footed mouse) is the source of this 1245-nucleotide messenger RNA. RefSeq names its product transmembrane and immunoglobulin domain containing 2 (gene Tmigd2). Bases 163 to 1245 code for a protein of 360 amino acids. Lineage: Eukaryota; Metazoa; Chordata; Mammalia; Rodentia; Cricetidae. The record is from RefSeq and is a predicted model, not a curated record. Gene Ontology annotation, cellular component: external side of plasma membrane; B cell receptor complex. The transcript has 5 exons. Gene Ontology annotation, biological process: B cell differentiation; B cell receptor signaling pathway.